AAAAUAAAAAUAAAACACCAUUCAUUUAUGAAAUACUGGUAUAACCUUGAAAGGGUCUGCUUUUUAUCAUACUGUUACACAUAUUCAACUUUCAGAUGUAAAACUAGUGUUGUGUAAUGUACUAGAAGUGUUUAGGCCUUAGGUACCUUGGAAAAGAGCUGUCGGGUAAUAUGAUGUGCAACUGAAGUGUGUGCCCAUUUUAUGAAUUAGUUUGCAGAACAGGACAUCAAGCAUGCUUUUACAAAUCAGCAGCAUAGUAACGUAUGCUAAAAAUGUUACUGUGGAUUACAUAGACUUGGACUUCACUUUGUGGCUAACAUGGAUGCUUACACCCUUAAUUAUUACAUUCCUUUUGCCAUUGAUUAUAGUACUUCUCUUGUAUUUAAGUGUAUUGAUUUUGUACAUCUACAAAUUGCAUAGACAUCGUUUACGCCAUGCAUAUGAAACAGAUUUCUGGGAUGGUGCACGGAAGACUGUUGCAGCUGUCUGGGAUGCCCAUGGCUGGAUCUGGCAUGGUUAUGAGGUCAGCGGUAUGGAAAACAUUCCAGAUGACACCCCAGCACUGAUCGUGUACUAUCAUGGUGCCAUCCCCAUAGACUUGUAUUAUUUUAUCUCAAAAUCUAUUCUAUUUAAGAACCGUUUGAUUCAUACAGUUGCAGAUCGGUUCCUCUUUAAAAUACCAGGCUGGUUAAUCAUCUCCGAAGCAAUGAAGGUGAUACCAGGCACAGUGCAGAUAUGUUCAAAUAUUCUGAAACAGAACAAUUUAUUAGCCAUAUCACCAGGAGGAGUUUAUGAAGCCCAGUUUGGUGAUGCAUAUUAUAGACUUAUGUGGAAAAAAAGACUUGGAUUUGCAAAAGUGGCCUUGGAUGCCAAAGUGCCAGUUAUUCCAAUAUUCACACAAAAUCUACGAGAAGCAUUUUGCAGUGUGAGUUUUGGCAGACGUUUGUGGCUGAAAUUGUAUACAAUAACAAGGUUUCCAAUUGUGCCAAUAUACGGGGGAUUUCCAGUGAAGUUACGCACACAUGUGGGGAAGCCAAUUCCUUACAACGGUAGCCUCACCCCUGAGCAACUUCAGAUCAAGGUAGCUCAAGCACUAGAGGAAUUGAUUGAGGAGCAUCAAAGAAUUCCAGGCAGUAUAAUGCGGGCACUGGUGGAGAGGGUAUAUGCGCUACCAAAAAAGAAAUCCAAAUGAUGAGCAUAUUAUUGAUUUGGAGCAGUUUUGUAAAUGAGUUAUCCAUACAUCGAACUGCAAGCAUUCCUAAUGACUGAUGGGACGAUGUUGUGAAGUGUGUGACUUCUGCUGUAAUUAAGAGAUGUUCCAGAGGAUGACCCAGCACCUAAAACAUGCCAGGCCUAGUAGUAGUAGUAGUAGUAGUAGUAGUGGUAAUAAAUAAUUUUAUAUAUACAUUGUAAAUACAUUACAAAGGUAUGCAUUCCAGGGUCAAAAUAAAACAUUGUCCUAUUUAUAAGUGUAGUGUCAUGAAGGAGUAUAAUAAAUAACAUAGCCUGUGUAACAAAUUAAUAUUAUUUUCAUAUGCAAUACAAGUAAAAAUGUUUAAUCUGUUCUGAUAAGAAUUGUGCAGAAUGAUAUUUUUUAAACCAUGACACAUUCCAUUUAUUGGCUUAUUUCAAUGUUGCUGUCUUCUCUUGUAAAUAUAGUACCAGACCUCCCGUAUCAAGAAAGCCUGCAACCUAAUGCUUUUCAGACUUUAGGAUUUUGGAUGAUUAUGCAGAGGAAUUUUAAAACAGUCAAAAUAAAUAAUAAAAAUUAUAUGCUGAAGUAUGCUUUAUCUACAGUUCACAAUUUUUUUCAUGACAAAUAGAAAAACCUCAAAAAUGUUGGUUGGUAUAUCUUCAGUCUAAAAAAUUUAUAAAAGCUGUAAACUUAUGCUAUAUGCUGAUUAGACAAGUUUAAACAAGAAACCUGCCUUCUACUAGUGGUAAGACCGUUAACAGUGGUCCCACUCACACAUGGUGGUGAGUCAAAAGAACUAUGAUGAUGAGCAUAGGCAACUACCACCAUAAAAAUCACCAGGAGAAAUGACAAAUUUUAGGUCCUUCAGGAUUUUGCAAUGGCAGAUAUGGGGUCUGACACUAUAUUUACACUAUUUAACAUAUUGUACUUAAAACUCUGUGUGAUUAUUUAUUUAUUUUACUCCAACAUGGUUUUGUAUGUAAAUAUUAACUAUUCUUAUAUUUGUUGUUUUAAGUUACCUGACUUUAUAUAAAAUAAAUAUAUAUAUAUAUAUGCAUUUAAAACUCUGAAGCAUUAAAUUUGUUUUUCUUUAUAAAGAGAAAAACUAAAAAAUUUGGGGUGAUAUAUUUUCAUUGUCUAAAUAACAUGUAAAAGCCCACAGCUUAUGUCAUCUGUUGAUUAAAUAAGUGCAAACAAGGAAGCAACCUUCUGCAGUUGGCAGCAAAAUAACUUUACUUCAUAUUUAUUCAGAAUGGGGACUUUAAGAAAUAAUUAAAACAUUUUUUUCUGAGAUUACUACAGAAGAUUCUGCAUAUGUGUUCUUAAGGUAUGCUAUAACAUUGAAACUUGUCUUUGUAUCACUGUAUAUUUUUACUUCUGAUUUGCUCUGUACAUCUUAUUAUGGAACAACAUGAUUUCCAGUUGCAGCUUAUGCCUCUUUUUUCUGGUGGAACACCUCUACAUGUAAAAUAAAAAUGUGAAAUUCUAAAACAAUGUGAUAUUAUCAAAUGAAACUGGCAUUACUACAAAAAAACUACUGUGUCAUUUUAACAUGAAAAUGUUAAAAUGUAUUACCCUAAAAAUAAAAAUACUUUUAUGAAUA
Messenger RNA from Zootermopsis nevadensis, 2798 nucleotides. Its product is annotated as DGAT1/2-independent enzyme synthesizing storage lipids. The record is from RefSeq and is a predicted model, not a curated record. Lineage: Eukaryota; Metazoa; Arthropoda; Insecta; Blattodea; Termopsidae. Gene Ontology annotation, molecular function: acyltransferase activity. Gene Ontology annotation, cellular component: membrane.